Molecule: messenger RNA, 771 nt
Organism: Trichosporon asahii var. asahii CBS 2479
Lineage: Eukaryota; Fungi; Basidiomycota; Tremellomycetes; Trichosporonales; Trichosporonaceae
Product: CDP-diacylglycerol-serine O-phosphatidyltransferase
Exons: 3
Coding region: 1-771 (256 amino acids)
Biological process (GO): phospholipid biosynthetic process
Cellular component (GO): membrane
Molecular function (GO): phosphotransferase activity, for other substituted phosphate groups
Source: RefSeq, a predicted model, not a curated record
AUGUCCAAACGUACUUCUGCAUCGGUCAAGGCUGAGGCUACCGCCGCCGUGUCGCCAGUUACUCCUAUGUCCGAGGAGAAGCGCAAGGCUCUCCAGCAGUACAAGGAUGAUGACGGACACUUCUCGCUCGUCCGUAAUUUCCGUCUCGCGGACCUGAUCACAAUCAUGAACGGAGUGUGUGGCACACUGUCGAUCCUGUUGUCCGCGCGCUACCUGCUCGAGAGUUCGAACCUGCCCCGACCGCUCUCCGACGAUGCGACCCGUACACUCUACACUGCCAUUAUCCUCCCGAUGCUUGGUUUCGGCUUUGACGCUCUCGACGGUAAGGUGGCGCGAUGGAUGGGUGGUGGUUCGAUGCUCGGCCAGGAGAUGGACUCGCUCGCCGAUCUCAUCUCGUUCGGUGUCGCCCCCGCCACCCUCGGCUACGUUAUGGGCCUCCGCACUCCCCUCGACGUUGUUUGUCUCCUUCUGUUUGUCUCUUGCGGUCUUGCCCGCCUUGCCCGGUUCAACGCCACGGUCGCCCUUAUCCCUGCCGACGCUUCCGGCAAGUCCAAGUACUUCGAAGGCAUCCCCAUCCCGUCGUCGCUCGGCCUGGACGCCAUGAUGGCCUACUUUGUCCACUCGGGCUGGUUCGCCAUGGGCUCCCACGGUGACCUCCCUUUCGGAACCAUCGAGCUCAUCGCGGGAAACAAGAACUCCACCAUUCACAUCUUGUCGAUUAUCUUUGCCGUUUGGGCCGCCGCCAUGGUGUCGAAGACCCUGAGGUUGUAA